AUGUCUCAAUUCCAACUCGAGCAGACGUCGGUGAUCAAGACGGCGCCGCCCGGCGGUCGUCAGUUGGAGUUUCCGAAGAAUGAGCCCAUCGACAUUGCCACGUCGAACCUGCAGGAUUUGUCGAAGAUGCAAUCGCUCGACGCCUACUACCAGACGUCGGUGCCCGUUCAGUCGUAUCAUCGAAUGUACGAGAAUUAUCCGACGUCGCAGAUCAUCACAACGCAAACCGCCGCCGCACAAAACUUCUACUAUCCGGCAGUGCUGACGAACACGAACAUCCAGCAAGACUGGGGUCGGCAGAUGGACACGUCCGCCUACGCGGGCGCCUAUGCGAGGAGUUCGAGCGGUCAGCAGCAGCAACAGUACACGCAGCAGGUUACCGAAAAUGAGCGGAUAGUCUAUAAGGCGGUCGAUAUGCCGUCGCCUGUCGACUCUGGAAUCGGAGGCGAUAUUAGCAUGCUCACGAAUCCCAAAGAGGAGUUUUUCACAUCCGGAGACGCGUCGAGUCUUUUGGCGGAGAGGAGCAGUGAGCGAACACUCAGCCAUCGAGACUCGCCGUUGGUCAUUCCGAAAUUGUGAGUUGAACGUUUUUUUUUCCUACGAAGCCUCCUAAGGAUUCUGAAAGUUGCUUAGUCAAAGAUAACUUUGAAAUUUGAACAGCUACUGUAGCGUCAGAAUUUUUUUGAAAUUUUUCUAGUUGAUCACUGUUUACGGUGCUGCGGGUCUUGGAACUUCCAAGAGCUACAGUGCGUGUAGGAGUGGUGGUACAAAAAAGUGGUCAACUGCAAAAAUGACCAAAAUGUUGAGUACUAUAAUUUUCUAGUUGAUGACUUUUACGUACAACCCCUCCCGAGAGUACUGUAGUCGCUAGAAGUUAGAGCAUCUUCCAAUUGCUACAGUGCUCGUAGGAGUGAUGGUACAAAAAAGUGAUCAACUACAAAAACGCUCUAAUAGAUGUCGGGAUUAUGCUUAAACACUUUUAUCCCACAAUACUUUCACUUUUUAUGACGUGGCAGGGGAAUCCAAUGCAAUGCAAUGCGCACAUCCAAAUUACCAUCGUUUCACAUAAACGCGCCCCGCAGCCACCAACCACUGCCACCAUUUUAUGAUGCAUUCUGUAUAAAACUUUCUCUCUCUUCUUUUCCCCCAAAAUGACUCAUUUAAUGACCCGGAUAUACCCGGAUUUGCCAAAAAUUUAUAUUAUCCGAUUCGCAACGAGGCAACAAAAAAAAAGAAAAAGCAACAGCGAAAAACGUUUCAGACACAACACAUUGGGCUUUCAAUAUGUACUCGAGGCGCCGAUUUCGACGUCCGUUCGACGAGACGACGAUCGGAUGACGUACGUGAAUAAGGGACAAUUCUACACGGUCUCACUCGACUACAUACCCGAUCCGUGUAAACCGCUGAAGAAUGUGACGGUCAAAGUGAGUUGGAACGACGCUUUUUUCCGGGAAACAAACUUCCACAUCUUCGCAGAGCCAACUAAUGAUCGUGUUCCGCGAGGACAAGACGUACGAGGAGGAGAUCAAGGCGUGGCAGGGAUGGCACUCGCGACAGCACGUCUCCAAACAGCGCAUUCUCGAGGUGGACAGCAAAAACAGCUCGGGAAUGAUGGGCCAGGUGGAGGAGAUUGGCAACAACGCCGUCCAAUUCUACUGGAACCCGUCGGAUCAGAGCGGCGGUGUCAAGGUGCGUCGCAGAGUUGAUAUCUUUUUUAGAAAAUUUUUUCAUGGAAUGUGAUCAACUGACGAAAUGUAGAGCAAAGUGAUCUCUGCGCAUAGAAAAAUAAUUGUGAAUUUAGCGAUUCAUACAAAAAAGUUAUAUUCGAGUUGUUCCGUUAGCCCUUUUUUGAACGAAACAACUCGAAUAACUUUUUUGUAUGAAUCGCUAAAUUUACAAUUAUUUUUCUAUGCGCAGAGUUCACUUUGCUCUACAUUUCGUCAGUUGAACACAUUUCAUGAAAAAAUUUUCUAAAAAAGAUAAAAAUUAUUCCGUGUUCACCACAUCGAUGAUGCACCAUAUUGCAGAUCUCCAUCGCCGUCCAAUGCCUUUCCACCGAUUUUUCGACGCAAAAAGGCGUAAAAGGUCUGCCGCUGCACGUUCAAAUCGACACCUACGACGGCGACAACGAAAAGUUGCCGUUCCAUCGCGGAUAUUGUCAAAUCAAAGUGUUUUGCGACAAGGUAAGUGAUGGUCCGCCCCUAGGUAGUACCCGUAGUCUCUAGAACUUUUUUGAACGAUUGAAAACAAAAUAUCGAAUCGAUAAAUUGACGAGAUUAUUAGGGCGCUGAGCGAAAACUUCGCGACGAAGACAAACGAGCGGCGAAACGAAAGCUCCAAGGUACAGUAAUCCGUUUCUCCUUUUUUGUGCCACUUUUGCUCUAACGUCUCUCUGUGUUUGUCUUCGUCGUCGUCGUCGUCGUCGUCGUACAGUAAUCCCUCGUGUCCAGUCAAGUUUUCCAUGUUUUUUGUAGGGCGCUAAUCGAAAAAUGUUGCACGAGAAUCGGCGAGAUGAGAAGCGGCGGAUGCAAGGUACGGUUUCGGUGUGUCCAUGUUUUCCAUGUCUUUAACCCCCCGCCCCGCCUCUUACGUGUGCUUUCGUAUUAACCCAACUAUAAUAAUAAUAAUAAUCGUCGGUUCACAAUGUUUUACCAAUAUCUCAGACUAUUCAGAGUUCGCAUCCGCCGGCGGUUUGUCGGGACGCAAAAAGUCCGACGGCGAGUAUCACGAACAGUGCGACCGCAGUGAAUUCUAUCACAUGCGCGAGUUGGACAAGCCCGCCGCGCUGUUCAUCGCGCCGGAAGAGUACGAUCAGCGGUACGUGGACAGCACGAGCAGCCUCUUCGACAUGGCCGAGAUUGAGCCGAUCGCGAAGCGGCCGCGCACCUCGGAGAGGAGUGAGUCUUUUUUUUUGUAGCCUUCCGAGACGUUCUCCAACUUUUUUUUUCGUGACACUUUGACGCUCCAGCACAUGUGUAGCUCUUCAAAGUUCUCUGGCAUUGCGUUAUUAAUCUAACGGCGAUCUAGCUAGAUUAAUAAAUUGUCUAGCUAGAUUAAUAAAUUGUCUAGCUAGAUUAAUAAAUUGUCUAGCUAGAUUAAUAAAUCUUCUAGCUAGAUUAAUAAAUUUUCUAGCUAGAUUAAUAAAUCUUCUAGCUAGAUUAAUAAGUGCUCGAAUCUCGAUUGGGCCAAGAAAAAAAGCAGUCGAAUCUAUCUAAUAAUAGGUCGCGUUUAGAUUAAUAUCGAAUUGCCAGAGAAUUCGAGAGUCUCACUUUGAACGACUAUUGUCGGCUUCGCAGACCCGACCCCGUUUUUGUGAAAUCUUCACGCCUAGUACGGUAUAAUAUUUUUGUGCAUUCUCACUUCCCGGCUUCUUAGUGUUGGUCGUCGAAAAAAAGUGUCAACUACAAAAAUACCGUACUCAACGGAAGAACACGAAAGAAUUUUUAUCUUUUUUAGAAAAUUUUUUGAUGGAAUGUGAUCAACUGACGAAAUGUAUAGCAAAGUGAACUCUGCGCAUAGAAAAAUAAUUGUAAAUUUAGCUUUGCAUACAAAAAAGUUAUUCGAGUUGUUGCGUUGGCCCUCUUUUGAACGGAACAACUCGAAUAACUUUUUUGUAUGAAUCGCUAAAUUUACAAUUAUUUUUCUAUAAGCACAGUUCAUUUUGCUAUACAUUUCGUCAGUUGAUCACAUUUCAUGAAAAAAUUUUCUAAAAAAAGAUAAAAAUUCAAGAUUACAUUUCAUUUUCAUUAUUUCAAAAAAGAAGGCUCCCAGGCCCUCCAAACGAGUCGCUUUUUGCAGUAAUGCUGUACGUCCGAAAACGAGACGAGCAAAUCUAUCAGCCGCUGCACGUCAUACCGCCCUCACUGUCCGGACUCGCGUUAGCCAUCGCCAACAAGUUCUCCUCGGAUCCCGACAAGGUUUGUCGUUGUUUUUCAGCGCUUUCAUAUCGAUUUCUCUCUCUCUCUCUUUCUAGAAUUUGCUAAUCUGGUCCGGGCUUGAGCCUGAGCCUAAAAAAGCCUAGAAAAGUGAAUUUGUGUGCUUUCCGCCGCACAAUGAACUGUUGUGAAAGUACAUACAAAAGUGAGGAGAGAGAAAAAAAGAGAGAGCAAUGAACGAAUGAUCGGAGAGCGAUUUUUGCUGCGGCGAAAAGUUUGUUUCUGUCUCGGGAGCGUGAGGUCACUUUUGCGCGCGCGCGCGCGCGGAGAGCCAAGAAUAGCUCCGCACUGUGUUUUAUGUGUGUUUUUGAGUGACCCCCCCCCCCCUUUUCUUUCUCCGAGAAUAGACUGAAGAUGGAGACGAAAUAGAACAACGGGUGAAUGUUUGUGUUGCACCUAAAUGGAUCCCCCACGAGGACGAACGAUGAUGAAAAGUUCAAUUGAGAGGAGAAAUUGGGGGGUUGAGCGGAAGAGCUCAACGGAAGAAUUUUUAUCUUUUUUAGAAAAUUUUUUCAUGGAAUGUGAUCAACUGACGAAAUGUAUAGAAAAGUGAACUCUGCGCAUAGAAAAAUAAUUGUAAAUUUAACGAUUCAUACAAAAAAGUUAUGCGAGUUGUUGCGUUCAAAUUCGAGUUGUUGUGUUCAAACGGAACAACUCGAAUAACUUUUUUGCAUGAAUCGCUAAAUUUACAAUUAUUUUUCUAUGCGCAGAGUUUACUUUGCUCUACAUUUCGUCAGUUGAUCACAUUUCAUGGCAAAAUUUUCUAAAAAAGAUAAAAAUUCUUCCGUGUUCUUCCGCUCAACUCUCUGGUCUAGAGGGACUUGAAAGCCGUAAAAAAGUCUCAAAAUGAGCCAAAUCAUGUGUAGAAUGCGUCGAAAAAUUGAAAAAAAUCCAUAGAAAUCCUCAAUAUCUUGCAGAUGACCGGUGUGUACAAGCGUUGCGCGAAAGGAAUAACGGUAAAGUUGGACGAGGAGAUGCUGCGACACUACUGCAACGAGGACACGUUCAUAAUUGACGUGGAGCACGCGACGGACGGCUCCACCGCCGCCACGCUCAUCGAGGUGGCACCGCCCACACAGAACCAGUACUCCAACUCGUAG
Molecule: messenger RNA, 5035 nt
Organism: Caenorhabditis sp. 36 PRJEB53466
Lineage: Eukaryota; Metazoa; Nematoda; Chromadorea; Rhabditida; Rhabditidae
Source: the annotation of a GenBank genome assembly